Phoenix dactylifera (date palm) is the source of this 1504-nucleotide messenger RNA. NCBI's taxonomy places the organism in Eukaryota, Viridiplantae, Streptophyta, Magnoliopsida, Arecales, Arecaceae. The record is from RefSeq and is a predicted model, not a curated record.
UUUUCACAACACCUUCUGGGACUUUUCCUCAUCGACUCUUUGGAGUCCAUUCUCAUGCUUCAUCCGCUCCCCUCCUUCCCUUCCACCGGCACCCCGCCCCCUUGCUCCCCCAAUAAAGAUCAGAGACGUUCGAUUUCUUCGGCUUGGAAUGGCGGCGAAGGGCGUUCUUAACAGCUUCAUCAUGGCAGCACCGCCGUCUUCUUUCAUGGAAGCCCCUUCCGAUCGGCUUUUCCUCAUGGGCCAACCCCUCAGGCACUCGUCUCCUAAUAUCUCAGGAAAAGAAGCUGUACAAAAGCAUUGUGUUAUUAUAUCAAGAAGGUUAUCUGGGUUGGAGGAGGCCAUGCGAAUUCAGAGGUCACGGGAGCUUCAAAGCUCAGUAAAAUUAAGAAAGAGACCACCAUUAAGGCGUGGAAAGGUCUCUGCGCGGCUUCCCGUUCCAGAACAUAUAGCCAGACCUCCUUAUGUGGGUUCAAACACGUUGCCAGAACUCUCUAAUGAAUGUCAAGUACAUGAUGAUGAUGGUAUUGCUCGCAUGAAAGCUGCCUGUGAGCUUGCUGCACGUGUUCUGGAUUUUGCAGGAACACUGGUUAGGCCAUCUGUAACAACAAAUGAAAUUGAUAAAGCAGUGCACAAGAUGAUUAUCGAUGCAGGCGCUUAUCCUUCCCCACUUGGUUAUGGAGGAUUUCCAAAAAGUGUCUGCACAUCAGUCAAUGAGUGCAUGUGCCAUGGAAUACCUGAUUCCCGCCAGCUACAGAAUGGAGACAUCAUAAACAUCGAUGUGACUGUUUAUUUGAAUGGCUACCAUGGGGACACUUCCAAAACAUUUCUAUGCGGAAAUGUUAAUGAACCUACAAAACGCCUUGUAAAGGUAACUGAAGAAUGCUUAGAAAGGGGCAUAUCUGCCUGCAAAGAUGGUGCUAGCUUUAAGAAGAUUGGCAAGAAAAUAAGUGAGUUUGCUGAAAGAUAUGGUUAUGGCGUGGUGGAACGUUUUGUUGGGCAUGGUAUUGGGACUGUAUUUCAUGCUGAGCCACUUAUCUUGCAUCAUCGAAAAAUGAAUUCAAUGGCAAAUGAUGUUAUAAUGAAAGGUAAUGAUAAAUCUGGGUGUAUGGUUGAAGGUCAAACUUUUACCAUUGAGCCCAUUCUCACAAUGGGAAGCAUUGAGUGUGUUACGUGGGAUGAUGGCUGGACAACAGUUACGGCUGAUGGCGGCCGGGCUGCACAGUUUGAGCAUACAAUAUUGAUUACAAGGACUGGUGCAGAGGUUUUGACGAAGUACUGAGGUCCGUGGAUAUUCCUCACUGGUUUCCUGCGUCUAGCAAUCUAAAAUUUUGCAAAUCUAAUUUCAUUCUUAGAAAGCUAAUGUGAGCAAACCCACUUAGAAGUUCAAUGUAAAAUUUUGUAGAGGUAUUUUUUUUGUAGUCUCUGAUCUUAUAUGAUUUUAUGUAGUAAUAACUAUAUUCGUUUCUGGAAAUCUGAACCUCCGAAUGGAUGUUUUUAUUGGACU